Molecule: messenger RNA, 745 nt
Organism: Galdieria sulphuraria
Lineage: Eukaryota; Rhodophyta; Bangiophyceae; Galdieriales; Galdieriaceae
Product: phosphatase / phosphoprotein phosphatase / protein tyrosine phosphatase
Exons: 1
Coding region: 90-722 (210 amino acids)
Molecular function (GO): phosphatase activity
Source: RefSeq, a predicted model, not a curated record
AGAAAAGUUCACAACGAGAAUCAUUUUUUGUGUAUUUAUGGAUGAAUCAGAAAAUUGAGACAACUGUUCUUCAUAGCCAUAUUAUCAUCAUGUCUCAACAACUAUGUCCACCUGAAAUGUUUGGUAUAGUAGAAACUGGAAUAUAUCGCUCCAAUCUCUUUUUUCCUAUUAGUUUUCCUUUUAUCAAACUUUUGAAUCUCAAGACUGUUCUUCUUCUAUCUGCAGAAGUUCCCACCAAAGUUGUUUGUAACUUUUUGGAAGAAAAUGAUAUCACUUUGGUACACUUGGGAAGCAGGUCUUUAACAACGGAAACUUCUUGGAAACCCAUGAGUGAAGAACUAGUAAAGGAUGGACUCGAAUGGGUACUCGACAGAAAGUCACAUCCUUUGCUUGUGUGUGACACGAGUGGCAUACAUCAAGUAGGUAUUCUGGUAGGUUGUCUAAGAAGACUACAGAAUUGGAGUUUGAGUGCAGUUAUUCACGAAUAUCGAACGUUUGCUUCCUCCAAAGCACGUUAUGUCAACGAACAGUUUAUAGAAUUGUUCGAUGUCGACCUAAUAACACUACCUGAAGACUUGCCAGACUGGUUUCGUGAACACUUGGAACAGGAAGCAAAAGAAAUAGAAGAAUAUCAACAACUCAUUCGAAAAAAAGAGUUGGAUCCUUUAGGAGUUUUGGUAAGGACCCAAUAUUUCCAAAGUAUGAAGCUCAUCACACUAUGAAGAUCAAGGCAAACCAUAAUGUU